Molecule: messenger RNA, 985 nt
Organism: Fusarium redolens
Lineage: Eukaryota; Fungi; Ascomycota; Sordariomycetes; Hypocreales; Nectriaceae
Product: HIT-like domain-containing protein
Exons: 3
Coding region: 212-835 (207 amino acids)
Molecular function (GO): catalytic activity
Source: RefSeq, a predicted model, not a curated record
GAAAUGCUGGAGAUCUCCGCCAAAAGGCUCAGUGUUAGACAAUUGGUGCAAAAGAUAUCACCACCUUUAAACGACGUGAUUUAUACACAACGAAGAAGUCGAAACUCAGACAACGCCCUCUCUUCAUUAUAGACCAAUUAAUUUCAUCACUUGAUCAAAGUUCCGCGAAGACCACCGUAAUAGCAGAUAAGGGUCCUCUACCAAUUGGAGCAUGCUUGCAUCUAGAGCUUGGGCAACUGCAAAAAGUCGUUCAGUGAGAAACAUUAUGACUGCGGCCGGAGCUGCCGGGCGGAUUGUCAAAUUUGGGCCUUUCGAGGUCACAAAUCAGGUCUUCCUCACAACACCACAUUCUUUCGCCCUGGUGAAUCUCAAACCUCUUAUUCAAGGCCAUGUUCUCGUCUGUCCGCACAACCCGCACAGACGUCUCACAGACUUGACAACCACUGAGAUCUCAGAUCUCUUCACAACGGUGCAGCUUACCCAGCGUCUGCUUGCACGUGCUUACUUCCGCACCCCCGAACCCGAGGCCGGAAGCUUCUCAGUCGCUGUGCAAGACGGAGCUGACGCGGGGCAGACGGUACCACAUGUUCAUGUCCACGUUGUUCCGCGAACGGCUGGAGACAUGGGAAGUCCGGAUGCCGUGUAUGUUAAGCUUGCGGGAGAGGAGGGCAAUGUUGGUGGUGCGUUAUGGGACAAGGAGAUGAGCACUCGGCCGAAGCCGGGUGGAGGGUUACAGAGAGUUGAUGAUGAGGAUCGAAAACCAAGAAGUGUUGAGGCGAUGGCUGAGGAGGCGGAGCGGUAUAAGGCUAUUCUGAAGAAAAUGGGCGUUGAGUGAUGGACUCAAUGCAUUGUUUGCAGAUCAUAGAAGUUGGACUACAAUAACGAUAGACGCUUUAAUCUUCAGAGGAACUCGCGGUUGUUGCAACACAUUCACAGCAUUGAUGUCCAAUCUUUUGAAUGGUAUAGAUCUGCGACUAUCCGCUGA